Molecule: messenger RNA, 1619 nt
Organism: Trichoderma harzianum CBS 226.95
Lineage: Eukaryota; Fungi; Ascomycota; Sordariomycetes; Hypocreales; Hypocreaceae
Exons: 3
Coding region: 151-1401 (416 amino acids)
Biological process (GO): regulation of transcription by RNA polymerase II
Molecular function (GO): DNA-binding transcription factor activity, RNA polymerase II-specific; zinc ion binding
Source: RefSeq, a predicted model, not a curated record
CGAGUUUAUACUUGGGCUCUAGCAUUGUACUUUUGCUUAAAUGAAGAGCACAAAGCAUGAGGGUUACAAAAUUAUAGAUAUCAGUCAUAAUUGUUUAUUGUGAUUAUUGUGACAAGUUGAUGGAAGUCCCACGGGAUACACAUCAUCGCCAUGCCUCCUCGGCUGUAUCAUACUAAAUCCAGGACUGGUUGUGCUCGCUGCAGAGCCCGUCGCGUCAAGUGCGACGAGGCCAAACCAAAGUGUGGUUGCUGUGUCCGCCAUGAAGUAGAAUGUCUUUACGACAGAACAGAUCGCUGCAAGUCUUUGAGGCCAGAUGCCACCAAUGUCCUCGAUUCGGUAUUACACCAGGCAGGGACAGCAGCGGGCCAAGCCGCUGCCGACAACGGCAUACACACUGAGGAGUUGAUGCCUCUCAUGUCGACAGAAAGCCGCGAUCGCCGCUAUCUUGAACUCCGGCUGCUUCAUUUGUGGACCACCGAGGUCUGCCAAACGCUCCCAGGCUGCUACGAUCCCCAAAACCUCAAAAUCUGGUCUCGUGACGUCCCCAAGAUUGCUCUUGACUAUGAGCCUUUGCUCACUGGCAUCUUUUCAAUAUCUCUCUUGUACAUGGUCUUCAGCAACUCUCAAGUCGGCAUUCCAGAGGCCGGGCUUUUUGCAUACAGGGCAAGGUAUUUCGAGGCGACCGUGCGGCACCACCGCAAGGCACUUGGCUCUAUGGAUCAUCGAACUGCUAAUGCGGCCGGUUUCACUUCCAUUAUUCUCAUAUUUGAUGCUUUCGCUAGCCUCAGGGAACGUUGGAUGCAACCGAUCCACCCUAACAUGCCGUAUAAGCCACCGACGGCAUGGCUCCAGAUGUGUAGAGGAGUCAGAAAUGUUGUUGCGCUCGGGCUAGACAUGAUCGGCGAAGAUUCUGAUUCAUCUCUUAGUAUCAUAGCCAAGGGGGCUUCUCUCUUCGUUGAUCUGGAUACCAUCUAUUCGGACGCGAAUCGUGCGAAAUUUGCUUACUUGCUGCCUGCAAAGGCCGAUGCGUCUCUGGAUGGCGCCGACUAUGAGGCAUAUACAACCGCGGUUGCGUACAUAGGGUCAGUCGCGGCAGCAAAGGAAGCUGGAGAAGAGCAUCCGAAGAUAUCUCGAAGACUUGCGAUUUUCCCCACCAUCUUGCACGACCGUUUCCUCACUCUGCUCGAUGUGCCGAGCCCACGUGCCAUGGUUAUCCUCGCGCACUAUUUUGCUUUGCUAUAUACCCUCGACGGGCUGUGGUGGGUGGGUAACUGUCCGGAAAAGGAGAUUGAGGCCAUCAAAGCCAAUCUUGGUAGCGAAUGGCUUGGUAUGAUGGAGUGGCCGCUGCAAAUAAUCCGCGAUCGUGGUCAAACAUUUGCCGAGAGCGACAAUGAGAAAUGAUGUUUUUUCGUGGACGAAAUAUGUCAUGGCGUUUAUUUGAUUGGGAAUAUACCAAAGAACAAAUCGAGCUUUAGUAUAAGUCAACAAGAGGGUCAUUAUUAUUGCCUUGCCCUUUGGAUGGCUUCAGACAGGGCUGGUCAACAUCUACACUACUCAAUUAGAUAGCCGAGCACGGACUGUGUUGCGUAAUAUAUAUAAUGAGUCAACUAGAAAACGAC